This is a messenger RNA of Ambispora leptoticha, 377 nucleotides long. The record is from the annotation of a GenBank genome assembly. Lineage: Eukaryota; Fungi; Glomeromycota; Glomeromycetes; Archaeosporales; Ambisporaceae.
UUAUAUUAAUAUUUGUGUCUGCAGAUUCAAAGACUCCUCCGAAAAAUUUGCAAAUUGGUGUUAAACAUCGUAUUCCUGAUGGUAAAUGCACAAAAAGGGCAAAAGACGGCGACUCUUUAUCCGUCCAUUACACUGGAACAUUAUUUACAGAUGGCACAAAAUUUGAUUCUAGUAUCGAUCGUGGUACUCCUUUUACAUUUACAUUAGGCUGGGAUCAAGGCCUGCGAGGAAUGUGCAUAGGCGAAAAGCGAAAGCUAAUCAUACCUUCUGACUUGGCGUAUGGAGAGAGAGGAAGUCCUCCCAUUAUUCCUGAAAAUGCUGCUUUGGUUUUCGAUGUUGAGUUGGUUGAGAUUUCGAAUAAUAGGGUUGAAUUAUAA